Messenger RNA from Rubroshorea leprosula, 3809 nucleotides. Lineage: Eukaryota; Viridiplantae; Streptophyta; Magnoliopsida; Malvales; Dipterocarpaceae. The record is from the annotation of a GenBank genome assembly.
GAUAGCGGAGAGUGGACCCAGUAGAUCGAAAUCCUCAACUUUUAUUCUACCUCUGACGAUCUGAACUACUGUCGUUGCUCUUGGGGAAACACUCAUUACCUUCUUUGUAUGUCUUAUAUUUCUUUGUUAUUGUUUGGUGCUUAAUCUCUGUUCAUACUGCGACCCUGGGGGGUUCUGAAUUAUCCAUGAUGUGGAGGUUUUGGGGUCGAACGCAUGGCGGAAUCUUGAUGGAUUGCUGAUAUGAGGAUGUGGGUCUGAGGAAUGGGAACAAAAGUUCAGUGUCAAAGCUACUUGCCUGGAUAUUAUUCAAUGGGAGAUCUUAAUGAGGAUUCUAACAGUUUGAGUUGGUCUCUAUACUAUGGUGAUAAGACCUUGGCAAAUGGUGAAUAUUACAAUGUUGUUUCCUCAAGGGCUAUUGCUGAUGCAUGUCCAGGGUAUGGUAAGGAUGUACUGAAGCAAACAAUGCUUAAGCAUGAGGCUAUUUUUAAGGAUCAGGUGUCUGAACUUCAUCGCUUAUACAGAAUACAGAGGGAUAUGAUGGAUGACAUAAAAAAGAAAGAAUUACAAAAGAGUCAUAUUUCAGCACAGACAUCAUUAUCAUCAAGCCCUUUAGCUUCUCAAAUUACAUUUGAAGAUACCUGCAAAUGGCAUGUCCGUAGCUUUCCUUUGGCUAAUUCUUUUUGUGCAAGACCAUCAAUAUCAGGGUAUGAAGAUAUUCAUUCUCCUCUUAGUUUUAUGAAAGGAAACAGUGUCCAAACUGGUUCUUUUCUAUCCCAAAAUGGAGGAAGUUUGAAGGAUGUAGAGGUGCUAGACUGUAGACCCACGAAGGUGAGGAGGAAAAUGUUUGAUCUUCAACUUCCAGCGGAUGAAUACAUUGAUACUGAAGAAGCAGAACAUAGGGAUGCCACAGAUUCUGGCAUGGCAUCUCACCUUUCCAAUGGAAAUGGAAAAGUUGUAUCUGAGAAUGGUCCAAAAUUGUUUCUUGGUGAUUGUGGGAAGAAAAGUUCCCAAGUAAAUUCAUUAACAUCUAAAUCAUGUUUGAGGGCCACAAAUGGUUUGGCUGACUUGAAUGAACCCGCUGUUGUUGAAGAUACCAAUGGUUCUGUAUAUGCUGAUCUUCUAGGCAAUAGUUCUUCCCUUGGGAAGAUUCAAGGCUAUGAACUAGCUGCUAACCCAGACCUGCAGCUUCUUGGUUUUCCCAAUGAGAUUUCCAUGAAUUCUCAUCACAGAAGUAAUAAGAGGUCCAUAAACGAUCUAUGUUUAGAGAAUAAAGGACAUGCAAGAGGGUUAUUUUCUCAUGUGCCUGAAGCAGGGCAUGGUAAAAGCCCCUUGAUAUCUGCUUCUCAAGCUUUUCACUCGGAGAAGUUGCAUGUAUCCUGUCAGCCAGGACAAGUUCUUUUUGACAAAGUUCAUGAUCCUCCAACCCUCUUUCCAACUGAUCAAAGCAAGGUAGAUCUGUUGAGAAGGAGAACAGUUCAUGAUUUAGAAAUCUCGGGAAGAAAUCAUGAGAGCUCUGGGAUGAACCAACUCUCAGUUGUCACUUCUAAUAUACCUAGUCCAAAUCCAUUUGUGUCAGCUGAUUUAAUGAAGUCCUGGCCUAACUCUUUUUCGUCUUGGGAAAACCCUGGUAGUACCUUAAGCCAGAAGUCAGUGUUGGUUCAAGAACACCCAUUUCUGAACUCAGCUGGUACCUCUAGUAAGAGUUCUACAAUAUCAACCCAGAGCAAUGGGGGUUUUGGAGACAAGUGGCAACUUAACAGCAGUUCUAGACAUAACCCAGGUUUUAUACAUGAAUUGCCCAACCAAAAGGAUAUUUAUUAUGGAUCGUCAUCUGGGUCCAAGGAACUUGCAGUUCGCUUCCCGUCAGCUAGCAACAUUCACCUUAAUUCUGGUAAUGGUAAUAGUUUGGUCCCUGACCACUUUACUGCUCAUGUUUCAACUAAGCUCUCCAACAGUUCAAAUAGCACCAACAUGAAGGUUGCAAAUGAUGUGAACUUGAAUGUGGCACUUUCAUGCAGUUCAUCUAAUAGGCCAGCUCUGCAAUGUGUUGAAAUAGAUGGAGGAAGAAAAAAUGAGCAUCCCCUUCCAGGUUUGCCUUGCCUAAGAGCUACGCCUGCUUGUAAGAAUGAGGCUACCAUUGCUGGGAGGGAUUUGAAUAUGGUGGAUUUGAAUUUUUCUGAGUCUCCUGUGGAUCAGUCAGCAAAUAAAAAUGAGUCUGCAAAUUGUUUCAGUCAAAUGCUUAAUGAGAAUGUGAAGUCAGUCACAGACUCCAAUAAUGUUGAAGCGAGCAGAACCAAAAUAAGUGACUGCCUGAGUAAUAAAAAGAUUCUUGGGAUUCCUAUUUUUGGAAUGCCUCCUGUAUCUAAGGAGUCUUCUUCUCUUACCUCUCUCCCUUCCUUGUCCAUCUCUGAACCAUCUGAAAGAAAAGCAGGAAAUAAUGGGAGAAAUAGAUUCCUUGAUAUUAACUUGCCUUGCGAUGAUACUGUUCCUGAGUCAAGCCAAGGUAUUGCAGCAGAAGUUGUAGUUGUGGAGAAGGAAGCUGAUAUAAAGGUUGCGAGUUCCAGACAACACAUUGAUUUGAACACGUGUGUUACAGAGGAUGAUGCUUCUUUCAUACCUUCUGUUUCAGACUCAAAUGUGAAAAUGACUGGAGGGAUAGAUUUGGAAGCUUCCUUAGUUACUGAGACUGAGGCUGCUAUUCAUGGAGAAGAAUUUCUGGAGAAGGCAUGUGAAACAUCUAUACAAUCAUCACAACAUACUGACAAGUGCCCUCUUGAUGAAGUUAUAAGGACAGCUGCAGAGACAAUGGUUGCCAUCUCAUCAUCUGUUGGCUGUCAUUUGAAUGAUUCUAAUUGCAAUUCUUCUGAAACUUCUAUUACUGAUCUCCUUCAUUGGUUUGUGGAGGUAGUUUCUUCUUUUGGAGAAGAUAUAGAAAAUAGGUUAGACAAUCUUCUAACAGGUAGAGAUGGUGGGGAAGUAGAUGAUUCUUCUUCGGAAGAGAUUGAUUACUUCGAAUCCAUGACUUUGCAAUUGGCAGAGAUUCAGGAAGAGGAGUACAUGCCAAAAUCUCUGGUUCCUGAAAACUUAAAAGUGGAGGAAACAGGAACUAGUUUGCUAACAAGUCAAUCCCGAAAGGGACAAGGAAGGAGAGGGAGGCAGCGGAGGGACUUUCAAAGGGACAUCCUUCCAGGUCUUGCUUCCUUAUCAAGACAUGAAGUAACAGAAGAUCUUCAGACAUUUGGGGGGCUGAUGAGAGCAACAGGUCAUUUGUGGCAUUCGGGGUUGACAAGAAGGAGCUCUACUAGAAGCGGGUCUGGUAGGGGGAGGAGACGAUCAAUCACUAGCUCCCCUCCUGCUUUGACAGCAGGUACAGCUUACACACUGCCAACACUGCAGCCGGUUAAUAACAUUGAAGUGGCACUGGAAGAUAGAAGCCUUACUGGGUGGGGAAAGACACCUAGACGGCCCCGCCGGCAAAGAUGUCCUGUCAGUAAUCCUCCAUCAAUCCCAUUAACCUGACCAUGGGAAGGGGCUUCAAUGUAUUCGUUGAGUUGCCACACACAUGGGUUUGAGAAGUAAGGUUGCGGUGACCCGCAGAGAUUGGCCUUGCCCAUAAUCUGGUUACACUUGAUUGUGCUUGGGUGGUUUACGGACGACUUUGUAUUAUACUUUGUAUUAUUUUAUUAUAUUAUAAAUAAUGUUGCAUUAUUUCUUCCAAGUUAUUUAACGGCAUUCCCUGAGCAUGUGAUUUUGUUGUUGGUUUAAGAGCCCUUAUACUGUGAUUUUGCUUAUAAAACUUAUGAUUCAAG